CGUGGAGACGGAGCUAGCGGUGUGGAUGCCUAGACGCGCUAAGGCUGGGCCUUUUCUGUCCGUCUGGGGAAGAGGCUCACCGAACCAACUCCCAAGAUGAUGCUCUCAAGGGCCAAGCCUGCUGUGGGCGGGGACCUACCGCACACUGGCAAGAGAAAGAAGAAAGGUAGGAAGAUUCCAAAACUAGAGGAGCUACUUUCACAAAGGGAUUUCACUGGAGCUAUUACCCUAUUGGAGUUCAAACGUCAUGUUGGAGAACAAGAAGAGGACACUAACUUGUGGAUCGGAUACUGUGCUUUUCACCUGGGGGACUACAAGAGAGCUUUGGAGGAAUAUGAAAAUGCAACAAAAGAGGAAAAUUGCAAUCCUGAAGUCUGGGUGAACCUAGCCUGUACCUACUUUUUUCUUGGAAUGUAUAAACAAGCCGAAGCAGCUGGAUUUAAAGCUCCCAAAAGCCGACUUCAAAAUCGCCUCCUCUUCCACUUGGCUCAUAAGUUUAAUGAUGAGAAGAAGUUGAUGAACUUCCAUCAGAAUCUUCAGGAUAUCACAGAAGAUCAACUCAGUUUGGCCUCAAUCCACUACAUGCGAUCUCACUACCAAGAAGCCAUUGAUAUUUAUAAAAGAAUACUGCUAGAUAACAGGGAAUACCUUGCCCUCAAUGUGUAUGUGGCCCUGUGUUACUACAAGUUGGAUUACUAUGAUGUGUCCCAGGAAGUUCUGGCAGUUUACCUUCAGCAAAUUCCUGAUAGCACCAUCGCACUCAAUCUUAAGGCCUGUAACCAUUUUCGCCUUUACAACGGCAAAGCAGCUGAGGCAGAACUCAAAAGCUUGAUGGACAGCGCUUCUUCUUCCUUUGAAUUUGCCAAAGAACUCAUCAGGCACAAUCUGGUUGUUUUCCGAGGAGGUGAAGGGGCUUUGCAGGUUUUGCCUCCCCUGGUUGAUGUCAUUCCUGAAGCUCGGUUAAAUUUAGUGAUUUACUAUCUUCGUCAAGAUGAUGUGCAAGAAGCUUAUAACUUAAUUAAGGAUCUGGAACCUACUACUCCUCAGGAGUAUAUCCUCAAGGGAGUGGUCAAUGCGGCCCUUGGCCAGGAAAUGGGUUCGAGGGACCAUAUUAAGAUCGCCCAGCAGUUCUUCCAGCUGGUGGGAGGGUCAGCGAGUGAGUGUGAUACAAUACCUGGGAGGCAGUGCAUGGCUUCCUGCUUCUUUCUGCUGAAGCAAUUCGAUGAUGUCUUGAUUUACCUCAACUCUUUUAAGAGUUACUUCUACAAUGAUGACAUCUUUAACUUUAAUUACGCCCAAGCCAAAGCUGCAACAGGCAACACCAGCGAGGGUGAAGAGGUUUUUCUUUUAAUCCAAAGUGAGAAGAUGAAAAAUGAUUACGUUUACCUUAGUUGGUUAGCUCGGUGCUAUAUAAUGAAUAAGAAACCAAGACUGGCCUGGGAACUGUAUCUCAAGAUGGAAACUUCUGGCGAGUCCUUUAGCCUCUUACAGCUCAUUGCUAAUGACUGCUACAAGAUGGGCCAGUUCUACUAUUCUGCCAAAGCGUUUGACGUCUUAGAGAGGCUGGAUCCUAACCCUGAAUAUUGGGAAGGCAAGAGGGGUGCCUGUGUGGGCAUUUUCCAGAUGAUCUUAGCUGGACGAGAACCCAAAGAGACCCUUCGAGAAGUACUCCAUUUACUGAGAAGCACAGGGAACACCCAGGUGGAGUACAUCAUCCGGAUCAUGAAGAAAUGGGCCAAAGAAAACAGAGUGCCUGUCUAAAGGAGCCCCCGAGGCCUAACCGGUCACCACUUUGCUCUAUUUUUUUGACAUUUCCUUCCUUGCUCUUUGAGCCUCAAGAUGGGUGACUGACUCGCUGAGACCCAGCCUCCCGGCUGAACUGAGCCCCGUGGUCCGGGCUGUGGCCCCGUGUGCGAUCCGACGCGCAGUAAGGCUUUGGACUCGCCUGGUGCUUUUCUUCCAGAAAUCCUCAGAGAACUCUUAUGUAACUUGCUGACUUUAAGGAAAAUGGCAUUAUUUUUUUAAUAUUGGCAUUCCAUGGCAUUUCCCUGAGCUGCAAUAACCAACGCCCUUCCUGCCCAAGAGCCACCGUCAGCCUGUCCUCUCCGUGUUAGUCAUCUGCAGGGUGUCCCAUUUCCCCGGGGCAUUCCGUAAAGAAUUUCGUCACGCUUUCUGGGUCUUAGGAGAGCGCAGGGUGUAAACACGAUAUGAUCCGAAGAGGGGCAGGAAGACCCUUUAUCAGACCGUCCAGUCAUUACUAGAUAAUGGACCUCGGGGAUUACCCUUGCGGUAAUUUUGAUGAUAAACAAAUAACCUGUUAUUUAUCAUCAAAUAAACAGAGGUGUUGCAGCUGUUUAAAAGGUGCACACUAUGAAAAAAGUCUGUGGGGUACACUUAAAAGUAUUCAGGAAGUAGUGUGCAAAUCUCAUUAGUCAUGUCUCUGUUAUAUUUUAGGGAACUAAACAGGUUAAGAAUCUUUUUCGUAUAUUUUGCUGAAGAAGCAUCAGUUUUGAAUGCAGGGCUACAAUAUAUAUGCAGUGUGGCCGCUUCUUAACGUAAUGGUGACAAAGCACAGGUUGUGCAGGGCCCUUUGGGGGGCCUCCGAGUAGCUGGACCCCAAGUCAUAUUCUAGCCCCAUGUUUCUGAGCUCUUGUAACAUAGACCUGUCCUACAACCGAGCACUUUUAGACUCACACCUGAUUUUCAGAAAAUAGACAUACAUGUUUUUAUGUAGCAAAUUACCUUUGUUUCUACCCUGUGUAUUUUGUUUCUGUUAGCUCAAGGUGCCCAGCAUUGCAGGUGUAGAAAGUGCAGAGCCAUUCCUCCCCCACCUGAGAACUCUGUCCUAAGCAGCCGGCAGACAGUGCGUGUUGUUUGUCCCUGCGUCCCCGCCCGGCUGGGGCUGAGCAAGGAGGAGGUGGGAACACACAGGGGGGCUGCAGGUGGCCCUCGCCGUCCGCGUCCGGACACUUGAAGUUCUUUCGUAUCUUAGACCCACGUCAGAUCAGUUUGGAGCACAGGUCAAACUAGACUGGCCCGAACAACUGCAUUUUAGAAAACAAAAUUAUAUCAUUUCUCAUAUGCCAAAGGCUC
This is a messenger RNA of Suricata suricatta (meerkat), 3093 nucleotides long. RefSeq names its product tetratricopeptide repeat domain 26 (gene IFT56). Gene Ontology annotation, cellular component: ciliary basal body; ciliary base; intraciliary transport particle B. Lineage: Eukaryota; Metazoa; Chordata; Mammalia; Carnivora; Herpestidae. The transcript is spliced from 18 exons. Gene Ontology annotation, biological process: intraciliary transport involved in cilium assembly; intraciliary anterograde transport. The record is from RefSeq and is a predicted model, not a curated record. Gene Ontology annotation, molecular function: protein binding; intraciliary transport particle B binding. The coding region runs from base 97 to 1761 and encodes 554 amino acids.